Nymphalis io (European peacock) is the source of this 2407-nucleotide messenger RNA. It is a transcript of the gene Arl4, whose product is annotated as ADP-ribosylation factor-like protein 4C. The transcript is spliced from 4 exons. Bases 604 to 1233 code for a protein of 209 amino acids. Gene Ontology annotation, molecular function: GTP binding; GTPase activity. The record is from RefSeq and is a predicted model, not a curated record. Gene Ontology annotation, biological process: intracellular protein transport; vesicle-mediated transport. Lineage: Eukaryota; Metazoa; Arthropoda; Insecta; Lepidoptera; Nymphalidae. Gene Ontology annotation, cellular component: cytoplasm.
CUCGUCUCCCGUCUCCCGCCCGCGAGCGCUCAGUACGGAGGUGUCCGCGGGCGAGGCGGCACGUGCGGUGCACGCCUCGCUUCAUUGUAUUGUUUUGGCAGUGUACACCAUUGUUUUAUUCCAUCCGAAUGUAAUCAAUGCGAAAUUUGAGUGUAAUACGAAGCCUGCAUUAUUUGUUUAGAUAUUGCUGAAUUGUGCAACGACAAUAAAGUUCUUAUCUACGCGGAUAAGUAGACGGUGGCUUAUUGACAAGUGAAACUCUGAUCGUCCCAUUCAUAAAGGACAGUUUGUGUUUUGUUGUUGAACCGUAAAUGUGCAGUGAUCUUUGCUGUUAAUAAUAGCAUGCAAAUCAAUAACCAAGUGGAUACCCAACUCCAAGCUGCGAAGUGCUCUUGCCGUGCGGUUUAUAACACGGUUGAAUAUUGAUUGGUCCAACCGGGAUCACUGGAAACUGUCGUCCCGUUACGAUUUUAACGACUGGAGAAAUAUCUAGAUUUAUCCCAGUUGUACCUUGAUCUACGGAUUUAAUUAAUUUAUCACGUGUCAACCUAUACUCAUGAUGCUGCCAGACGAGAUUGUCAGAUAAUUGACCCAUCGCAAAACAUGGGUGCAAAUAUGGGCAAGAACUCGAGCCUGCUCGACGCGCUGCCUUCUACGCAAGGCACGCUCCAUGUUGUUAUGCUGGGCCUCGACUCCGCCGGCAAAACUACAGCGCUCUACAGGCUCAAAUUCGACCAAUAUCUUAACACCGUCCCGACUAUAGGUUUCAACUGUGAGAAGGUUAAAGGCACAAUCGGAAAAUCGAAAGGUGUCAAUUUUCUCGUAUGGGAUGUAGGUGGACAGGAAAAACUCCGGCCGUUAUGGAAAUCAUACACACGCUGCACAGAUGGCAUUAUAUUUGUUUUAGACUCCGUUGACAUUGAGAGAAUGGAAGAAGCUAAAAUGGAACUAAUACGUACGGCCAAAUCACCAGACAAUGCAGGAGUUCCAAUACUCGUACUAGCAAAUAAACAGGAUUUGCCAGGAGCAAAGGAACCCCGUGAAUUAGAAAAGCUACUAGGGUUACACGAACUUGUGUCAUCUCCACAUGGUUCACGCGAUGCACACUCGUGGCAUGUCCAACCGGCUUGUGCUAUUACCGGCGAAGGUCUUCAUGAGGGUCUUGAAGCACUAUACGAGAUGAUACUCAAAAGAAGAAAACUGGCCAAGUUACAGAAAAAACGAGUCAGAUAAAUGAUUAUUUUUGUUUGACUUAUAAAAUAGUCAAUAGGAGUAGAAGUGUUAAUUAAUGCUCAUGGUAUGGAUAUUCUAACAAUAUCCUCAAUGAACACCAAAUAUUGUUUUACUAUAGGUUUAUAACGUCUUAUGAAGAUAUUCCAUCAGUGUUGCUCAAAUUUUAUUGAUCAUUUUGAGGUGAAAGAAUAUUUUGAUAAAAUUUGUUUAACCACUAGAUAUUUUCUUUUGAAAAUAGCUAGAGGGUUAAAAUUAAUAACCCAAACUCAACUUUAAAAAGAUUUUUUUGCGUAGUAGCACCCAUAUUUGUAGCUUAUAUAUUAUAUACAUCGAUUCUUUUAUUCGCUAUACACAAUAUUUUAAAUCGCAACUAAUUUAGAAAAGCAAAACUUUAUUUCCUCUCAUUCGGCGUAUUUAAUUAUCAAAAAUAAAAAUUUCUUCCAAGGCCACUAUUAUAAUUGUAUGUUUACUAAACUAUAAAUACUAAAUACCAAAGGUAAUUUACGUCUUUAAGUAACUGAAUGUACUGUGUCCAUAAAACAUUUUAACCGUCUGAAUUACAACUACAUUAUGUAUAAUCUUUUCUUGAUGAUGACCCACUGUAGACUUAGGUAACGUGAUUCCUUACACUCGUCACCGUUUUCAUUCUUACUAUUGUAUUCUUGUACAUAAAUACCUUGUAAAUAUAUUUUAGGAUUGCAUUUACGGUUAUCGACAUUUCUGUACCUUAUACAUCACAUAAUAAAUCAAGACCUACUAGACUAAGCACUUCUAAUGAUCCCUUUAACAAAAGGAACGCAAGAAAUUCAGACAAGACAUCACGGAAUGAAGUACACUAUAUGCUAUCAUUUCAAUGUUUAUUGAUAGCGAUAAAUUAAUUAGGUAUUUAUUUAUUUACUUAUUCGUAAUUGUAUGACUAGUAUAAUAUAACCUAUGUAUUGAAUUAAAUAAGCUUUUACCAGAAUUUAUGUUACUCACCCUGUAAAUAUGUAAAUUCCAACUAGUUAUUUGUCAAUACCAAGAAACCAAACAUUUAUAUGAGUAGAUAGAGACUACUUUUUGUUAUUAUAUUUGUUUUAUAAAAAAACAUUAAUGCUAUUGUAAUUGUAUUGUUUUAUGGUGAUACAUAAAUGUUAUUUUUAUUGAAUCCCCGUAAUAAAGUCUGUUUUCAAUA